This is a messenger RNA of Bombina bombina (fire-bellied toad), 1916 nucleotides long. RefSeq names its product arylsulfatase B (gene ARSB). The coding region runs from base 164 to 1720 and encodes 518 amino acids. The record is from RefSeq and is a predicted model, not a curated record. The transcript has 8 exons. NCBI's taxonomy places the organism in Eukaryota, Metazoa, Chordata, Amphibia, Anura, Bombinatoridae.
CAGAGCCUGUAUUUUGCUUUGCAACUAAAGGUAGUUGUGUAUCACAAGAGGAAGGCGGGGAGAUAGGAAGAACGAGGAGGUCCUUCGGUGAAGCAGUUCCUGAAUGAACUUAUACACAGCGCGUAUUAGUAGCCGGUAACUUUGUAUAGCUGCCAUCAUCACCAUGCCAGGAGUCCUGGGGGCACCACCGUUUCAGGGCAUGCUGCUGCUCUGCUCCACACUGCUCACGCAAGCUGUUGCAAGCCCCCCUCACAUUGUGUUUGUUCUAGCUGACGACCUAGGCUGGAAUGAUGUCGGUUUCCACGGGUCUGAGAUCAAGACCCCCAGACUGGACUCUCUGUCUGCCCAGGGGGUGAGGCUUGGAGGAUACUACGUGCAGCCUCUGUGUACCCCAUCCCGCAGCCAGCUUCUCAGCGGCAGGUAUCAGAUACACACAGGAUUACAGCAUGAGAUAAUAUGGCCCUGCCAGCCUAACUGCCAUCCUCUAGAUGAAAAGCUUCUGCCACAACUGCUAAAGGAUGCUGGGUAUAUCACACACAUGGUGGGAAAAUGGCACCUUGGCAUGUAUAAGAAAGACUGCCUGCCAACACGCAGAGGAUUUGACACGUAUUUUGGCUACCUGACAGGUAGUGAGGAUUACUAUAGCCAUCAAAGAUGUUUGGAAAUCACAGCCUUGAAUGUGACACGGUGCGCUCUUGAUUUCCGAGACGGAGAAGCAGCGGCCACAGGAUAUCAGAAUAAAUACUCAACUAAUCUGUUUACAGAGCGAGCUGUGGAUCUCAUAACCAGCCACAGGGCUGACAAGCCUUUGUUCCUUUACCUAGCUUUCCAGUCAGUUCACGCACCUCUGCAGGUUCCUGAGCAAUACACAAAUCCUUAUAGCUUCAUAGAAGACAAAAACCGGCGUCUGUAUGCUGGGAUGGUGUCUGCUUUGGAUGAAGCUGUUGGAAAUGUUACAGAUGCUCUGAAGAAGCAAGGUCUUUGGGAUAACACAGUGUUCAUAUUUUCUACAGAUAAUGGUGGCCAGACCUUGGAAGGUGGAAAUAACUGGCCUUUGAGAGGAAGAAAGUGGACCCUUUGGGAAGGAGGAGUGCGUGGAGUUGGUUUUGUUGCAAGUCCUUUGUUAAAACAGAAGGGUGUAACUACUCAUGAGCUCAUCCAUAUAUCGGAUUGGUUGCCUACCUUAGUGCACCUUGCUGGAGGAUCUACCAAUAGCACCAAACCUCUUGAUGGCUUUGAUGUGUGGGACACCAUUAGUGAAGGAAGUGCAUCCCCUAGAGUAGAGAUCCUGCAUAAUAUAGAUCCUCUGUAUGAAGAUACAACUCCAUGCUCCACAAGUAAUGAAACUACAAAAUCUAUAACCAGCGGCUCUUCUUCGAAAUGGGAAGAUUCUUUGUUUAAUGUGUCAGUUCAUGCUGCAAUACGACACGGGAAAUGGAAACUGUUGACUGGAGAUCCAGGUUGUGACCGCUGGUUUCCACCCCCGUCUGAUUACUCAGAUGUUCCAUCAACUGAUUAUGCAUACAAAACACUGUGGCUGUUUGAUAUUGUAAAUGAUCCAGAAGAAAGACGCGAUUUAUCAAGCAAGCAUCCCUUUGUGGUGAAGAAGCUGCUUGAACGACUUGAGUACUAUUACAACACUUCUGUACCAGUACGUUUUCCAGAUGAUGAUCCGAGAUGUGAUCCGAAAGAUGCUGGAAUUUGGGGUCCUUGGGAAUAAUAUUUAUUUCAUGGUUAAUAUUUAAAAAUUAAAUUGGAUGCUGCAAUGGUUGUAUUCGUGUAUUUUAGUAGUUUUAAUCACAUAGCCUUAAAUCAAAUUUAGUAGACCAAAAUUUGAAGCCUUAAAAGGAUAUAAAACAGUCUGUUUCAUUGUUGUAAUAAAAAAGCACUAUGUGGUGGGUUUUACUUAAUAGAAA